AUGCGGAGUGACGUCACUGGCCGGACGCUGCCGCCCGGGACGUUUUCGGGCGAGGCUGGGCGAGAACAGGAAAAACAGGAAAAGCUCCAGGGCCAGGCUGAAAACUGCGGCUGUGUCACAUCUGGGAACCCCCGCCUCAGCUGGGGUCUCUCCUGGUUUCCAAGCCUGUAUUUUCUUUACAGGCACCCGUGGGAUACCGUGAUCAAAGCUGCUAUGAGGAAGUAUCCUAACCCAAUGAAUCCAUGUGUGGUGGGAGUCGAUGUGCUCGACAGAAGCCUGGACAGUCGGGGCCGUCUGCACAGUCACCGGCUGCUCAGUACGGAGUGGGGGCUGCCGAGCAUCGUGAGAGCGAUUUUAGGAACAAGUAGAACUCUGACUUACAUUGAGGAACAUUCUGUGGUAGAUCCAGUGGAAAAAAAGAUGGAGCUUUGCUCAACUAAUAUUACUCUCACAAAUUUGGUGUCUGUUGAUGAGAGAUUGGUUUACACGCCUCAUCCUGAAAACCCUGAGAAAACUGUGCUAACUCAAGAAGCAAUUAUUACUGUCAAAGGCAUUAGCUUGAGCAGUUACUUGGAAAGCUUAAUGGCAAGCACAAUAUCUUCUAAUGCCAGAAAAGGUCGAGAUGCCCUGGAAUGGGUGAUCAGCAAAUUAAACACAGAAUUGGAGGAGCUCAAGUCAACGCGCGAAAACAUGAAAUCGGCCAUGGCAGCAGCAUCAACAAAAAACUGAAGACAAAAAGUACCAGGAGCUGACACAGAAGUCUCAUUCUGCAAACU
Tinamus guttatus (white-throated tinamou) is the source of this 776-nucleotide messenger RNA. Lineage: Eukaryota; Metazoa; Chordata; Aves; Tinamiformes; Tinamidae. The record is from RefSeq and is a predicted model, not a curated record.